AUGCGUUUCGCCGCCGCCGCCACUGCUGCCGUCGCUCUUCCCGUUGCCGUCAGCGGCAUCAGGAUCAUCCAGGGCAACGAUGACGGAUGGGCCGAGAAGAACGUGCGCCUCGUGCACGACGCCCUGAUUGCCGCCGGUCACGACGCCGUUCUCUCCUGCCCGGCUGAUAACCAGUCCGGCCGUGGUUCCCUGGACAGCGACCCCAAGGACCGCACCUCGGCGUGCGAAUACAACAGCUGCGCAGCCAACAGCGGCCCCACGGGCAGCAACGCCACGGACCCCCGUCUCAACUGGGUCAACUCGUACCCGGUGACGGCCAUCCGCUACGGCAUCUCCGACUUCGCGCCCAAGCUGUGGGACAACGCGCCGGCCGAGCUGGCCGUCACGGGCCCCAACGUCGGCUCGAACCUGGACAUCCAGGUGCCCUUCUCGGGCACCGUCGGCUCCGCCGUCUACGCCGUCAAGCAGGGCAUCCCGGCCAUCGCCUUCUCGGGCGUCGGCGGCAGCCGCACCGCCUGGAACGCCGAGACGCCCCUCUUCGCCCAGGUCUACGCCGACCUCGCCCUCAACCUGACGUCCAAGAUCAUCGAGAGCGGCACCCCCUACCUGCCCGCCGACACCUUCCUCAACGUCAACUUCGGCGAGGUCGACGACACGACGUGCAAUGAUGCGAGCAAGUUCUCCUUCGUGCUCAGCCGCAUCAACCUGAAGACCCCCGGCCUGUCCACCGACGAUGUGGCCCAGUGCGACCGCACCAGCCUGCCCAGGGAGAGGGAGGUCGUCGACACCGACGGCUGCUGGGUCAGCGUGAGCGUUGGUGACGCCGGCGACAAGACGACGGCUACCGCUGACAAGCAGGCCGUCGUGCUGAACAAGCUGCAGGGCCUGCUGAGCUGCCUGCCUGCUUAA
Lasiodiplodia theobromae is the source of this 909-nucleotide messenger RNA. Its product is annotated as Survival protein SurE-like phosphatase/nucleotidase. The coding region runs from base 1 to 909 and encodes 302 amino acids. NCBI's taxonomy places the organism in Eukaryota, Fungi, Ascomycota, Dothideomycetes, Botryosphaeriales, Botryosphaeriaceae. Gene Ontology annotation, molecular function: nucleotidase activity. The transcript has 2 exons. The record is from RefSeq and is a predicted model, not a curated record.